GAGGCCGAAGGGCGGGGACGAGCGGCAUGCUGGGGGAGCUGGCGGCGGGGAGCGCGGAGGGGCUCCUCCUCAUCCAGGACUCGGUUAGCUGCGAAGGCCGGACUUUGCUCAAGAGUUUUGUGACUGCCUCAGUGCAAAGGGGAGAAUCCGUUCAUGUUCUUGGCUUUGACCUCCCAGAAGAAGAAUUCAAGACAGGAUUCCCCGCCAGUGUGACCUCCCAGUUGCAGUACCAUGAUGCAUUUCGGGAUCCCCUUGGCUGGACCGGGCAAUGCUGCAGCUUCACCCUGGACGACUUUGCAAGCUCAGCGCUGGUGGAGAGGCUGGCUGCUGGGACGCAGGGACCGGCCACAAUCGUGCUGGACUCGCUCAGCUGGCUGCUCCUUCGCUUGCCGUUUCCUCGCGUCUGCCAGGUCCUUUCGCAGCUGCACAGGAAGGCACAGGUUGCUGGUCUGAAAAUCACUUGGAUUGUGGCCCUCCUCCAUGGCGACCUGCACCAGCCAGGCCAGCUGGGGGCCCUCCACGCCUUGGCCCGCGUCGUGGUGAAAGUGUCUCCAGCUCCAGAGUCCAGGGCAGGAGGGGACGAUGCUGCCUGCGUCGCUGUUACGCUGCACAGGAAACGGGGAAGCAAAGUGCUGCAGAAAAAAGAAUACUUCACAGUGCUCCCGAAUUUGGUUCUCAAAUGCCUUGGGGAAGUGCCAGAGGACGGUGUUUCCAGAGAGGAGGAUUCCCGAGUCCCAGCUACGGCGGAUCCAGCUGCCAAUUUGACCUUUAACCUGCGUUUGUCAGAGGCUGAGCGCCAGGCAAAGGAGGCUGUACCUCUCCCUUAUCAGUUCAGCGAGGAGAAGAAAUCAUCUCUGCUGCAGACGUCAACCAGUGAGGGAAAGAUCUACUAUGAGCCAGAUGCUGCUGAUGACAUUGAUGAGGAAGAUCCUGAUGAUGACCUGGAUGUCUGAGAGUGAUCAGCUGGGCUGAUUGUGGAGGGGUGUGUGCGCUCCUAACUGCCCUCCCCUUUGCUGUCGGGUGCACCCCGGAGAAGCUGAUGCUGUGCCGUUGAGAACGAACUGAAUGCCUUCUAGGCAUCACCACCAGCACGAUGACCUUGUGCAGACGCUGUCUCAGAAGAAAAAGAACCAGCCUCCUGCCUGGGAGUAGAUCUCCAUGGAGAACUAGAGGGGAUGCUUCCUUGAGAUGGAAGACCCUGACAUCGGGUAGAAGACCUCGAAUGGCCUCUAAGAAUGGCCAAAGAUCGUUUCACGCAAAUGGAAAAUUGAGCUACAUUAAUUUUGUUUGAAGGAAGAACUUUGGCAGCGGGGAAUUUCUGCAACUGAGAGAGCAGAACACGCCACUGCGUGCCUUCUUUUUUUUUUGUCUUCUUUUUUUUGUAUGACAUUCAUUCAAAUAUUUUCAUGUAGGGUCAACUUUUGACUCCCAUGAUGAAAGGGAAGUGGGGGAGAGUUCCUUUGACACUUUCCUGAUGUUUAAACUCCGCAAUUAGUAAAAAUGAAUGCCUCCUGCUUCUCAGGCUUUUUGAAACUGGCUGUUUCAAAACGGGACUUGCUCUUCCUUGCUGAAGGCCCCUGUGGGACAGCAACACCAAACUCUUCACUCUCACCCAAGCAAGCCCUUGUUUGGCUUGGCCAGAGAACUGGCCCUAAACAGGUACAUUCCACUGCUGUUGGUUAAGAGAAAGAAAGAGGGAACUCUUGUUUCAUCCAACUUUCCCCUUAUUGUUCUUUUAUUAAAUUGCACUUGUUUGUAGAAAAUGCGUUUCUGCCCAUUAUUAAUAAAGACAUCCGUUUUUUAUUAUGA
Molecule: messenger RNA, 1809 nt
Organism: Sphaerodactylus townsendi
Lineage: Eukaryota; Metazoa; Chordata; Lepidosauria; Squamata; Sphaerodactylidae
Gene: ELP5
Product: elongator acetyltransferase complex subunit 5
Exons: 8
Coding region: 27-953 (308 amino acids)
Biological process (GO): tRNA wobble uridine modification
Cellular component (GO): elongator holoenzyme complex; nucleus; cytosol
Molecular function (GO): tRNA binding
Source: RefSeq, a predicted model, not a curated record